Molecule: messenger RNA, 1163 nt
Organism: Arabidopsis thaliana (thale cress)
Lineage: Eukaryota; Viridiplantae; Streptophyta; Magnoliopsida; Brassicales; Brassicaceae
Gene: ENODL10
Product: early nodulin-like protein 10
Exons: 2
Coding region: 378-1022 (214 amino acids)
Cellular component (GO): plasma membrane; membrane
Molecular function (GO): electron transfer activity
Source: RefSeq, marked reviewed
GAUUUUGCAGAAAACUCUGUCUUGAUUUCUGGAAACUGGUGCAAGGUUUUAGUUUUCUUCUAUAUAAAAAAAAAAUCUUCUUAUUACGUCAAUUGUUAAAAGAUUGCCAUCUCUUCACAUGCAUUCCAUUUACUCUGUUACCCCAAAAAAAAAUAAAGUUUAAGGCAAUGACUUUUUGCGUUCACAUCGAUGAUUCUAGUGUGUUUAAUGCAUCAGUUAGUCAGUGACCAUCAGCUGAUGCAAUGGUGAAAAAGGGUUUGGUCACAAUUAACACACAGCUCUGUAGUAACUGUAACGGUUAGCUUCUUCAUUUUCACGAGCUUUGUUUCUAUGGUAGUCACGUUUUAAUUCAUGGGAAGGAUUUGUUUGGAUUCAAGAUGCCACUGACCUAUCUUCUCUUAUUUAUUCUUGCAAAUUCUCAUCAUAUGAUUAAUCAUCACAGAAACAUAAUUAAACUUUUUUGUAUAACCAGAAUGUCUUCAGUAAUGAUGUGUUGUUGUUUGCUUCUCUUGUUUGGUUUGUUGUCUGAAGGUAGAGAGAUUCUGGUGGGAGGCAAAUCUAACACAUGGAAGGCUCCAGAAUCUAGAGAUGAAACACUAAACCAAUGGUCAGGCAGAACAAGAUUCAAAAUUGGAGAUUCUCUCUUGUGGAAAUACAAUGCGGAGAAUGAUUCAGUGUUGCAAGUGAGACAAACAGAUUACGAGAGAUGUGACAGAUCAGAGCCAAUAAGAGGAUACAAAGAUGGUCACACGAAUAUAGAGCUGAAGAGGUCAGGUCCUUUUUACUUCAUAAGUGGAGAAGAAGGACAUUGCCAAAGAGGAGAGAAGCUUCGUGUUGUUGUCUUGUCUCCAAAUCACAACAGAAGCGUUGUUGAUGCUCCUGCUCCUGUAAACAUUGUCUUGUCUCCAAAUUACAACAGAAGCGUUGCUGCUGCUCCUUUAAACGCUCAUAUCAUGAACAAGGGAAGCCUGAACACAGCAUGGAGUUUGCUUCUUCUUCUUCCAUUAGGCCUUUUGGUUUAGUCUUGUGAAUUACCUCUAGCCAAUUCGGUUCGAUUUCGGUUUGUAUUUUCCGGUUUACUUGUUACUUUGGCUUGUGAUUUAGUCUUGUUUCUUAGCCAAUUCGGUUCGAUUUCGGUUUGUAAGUUUACUUGUUUCUUUGCA